AUGGCGAUGAUGAUGGCUGGCCGUGUGCUGCUGGUGUGUGCCCUCUGCGUGCUGUGGUGCGUUGCCGGCGGUGGUUUUGGUGAGGAAGAUACGCGGGAUGAAUUCUGCAAUAACACGUACUUGGGGGUUUUGACUUUACUUGCGAAUGAGACUGAUAAGGAGCUUGCGGAGAAAUACUGCAAAAACACGGA
Trypanosoma cruzi is the source of this 191-nucleotide messenger RNA. RefSeq names its product mucin-associated surface protein (MASP), putative. NCBI's taxonomy places the organism in Eukaryota, Euglenozoa, Kinetoplastea, Trypanosomatida, Trypanosomatidae. The record is from RefSeq and is a predicted model, not a curated record. The transcript has a single exon. The annotation marks the transcript as partial.